Molecule: messenger RNA, 1236 nt
Organism: Auanema sp. JU1783
Lineage: Eukaryota; Metazoa; Nematoda; Chromadorea; Rhabditida; Rhabditidae
Source: the annotation of a GenBank genome assembly
AUGGCCGACGACGCUGAUGAGGUCAAAGUGUUCCGAAGUGCGGAUAUCGACGAGCUCGAUCCACAAUCGAGUCAUCAGUUGGCAGAAGAUAAGAAAGAUGUAGUUCUAGAAGCAGAACUGGAGAGCCGACCACCGGAGAAUUUAGUUGGUUCCAAAUCUGGCGCUUUCUCGAAGCCACAACCCUCCCCGGCAUUUAGUGCCUUAGGGUUCCCCCAAAUGGCGGCAUUCAGCCCAAGUUUCAACGCUAUGAUGAGUAAUCCUUGGCUGAUGAUGGGGACAGCGGCUUAUAUGAGACCACCAAUGUCUCCGUCCAUGUGUUUCAUGCCACAAGCUGCUGCCUUGAGUCCGUCUUUCAUGCAACUGCAGCACCUAAUGGUUGGUCCAGGGUCACCUUUAUAUGGUGCCAUGGCAGGUGUAAAGUUGGAGCCAGGUCUCAACCCAUUAGCUGCUGCAGCUCGUGGAAACCCAUUGAACCAGGUAAUGAACCAAAUGAGAAUGCCGUACAAUAAUGGACAGUCGGCUAUGUCGAAUAAUAACAUGCAAGAGCCUAACAUGCUCAAGAGAACAAGAGAUGGAAAGAUUAAGAAGGAAGACCAUAUUAAAAAGCCACUUAACGCCUUUAUGUGGUUCAUGAAAGAGAACCGACCGAAGAUGAUUGAGGAACUCGGAUUUAAGGAGAAGCAAAGUGCCGAAUUAAACAAAGAGCUCGGUAAACGGUGGCAUGAGCUCGGAAAAGAAGAGCAACAGAAGUACUUCGACUUAGCAAAGAAAGACCGUGAAGCUCAUAAAGAGAAGUAUCCACAGUGGUCAGCUCGUGAAAACUAUGCUGUUCAUAAGCGGAAGAAGAGGAGGAGAGAUAAAGCAGACGAUGGAGUUGAUUCCAAGAAAUGCAGAGCUCGUUUUGGAGUUGGAAAUGAACAUAUGUGGUGUAAAUUCUGUAGGCGGAAGAAACGUUGUGAAUAUUCAUAUGCCAAUAGUGAAGGAGGAAUGUCUUCCGAUCUCCAAGAUAGAGUUUCUGCCUCUGGAUCAUCGGGACCGUCACCUUUAACAUCGUCGAUGGGCGGACCUUCUCCUAUUGGUACAACUACCAACUCCCUGGAUCAUAACGCUUCUGACAGUGAAUCUGAUGGUGAUGAAGCAGAGGUUGAAGAUGGUGUCGAAGAAGAUAAUGACGUCACUUUAAGUCAUCAGGCCUUACAAGAAGUGGCUAACCAACAACAAAUGUUAGCACUAUGA